This is a messenger RNA of Camelina sativa (false flax), 641 nucleotides long. The record is from RefSeq and is a predicted model, not a curated record. NCBI's taxonomy places the organism in Eukaryota, Viridiplantae, Streptophyta, Magnoliopsida, Brassicales, Brassicaceae.
UACGUUACGUGUGCCGCCAUAAACCAAAUAAAAAUUCUUCUGCUGAGUCUUGGAUAGAGAGCAUAUAGGCCAAGAACUGCUUUAGUGUUUUAGAAGAGAUGCAUCUGUGGCCAUCAUUGAAACUUCGAAACUCCUUCAAGAGCCCUAGCCAGAAGAGAUUUCAAAGGAUGAACAGUGGGAAACAAAGCCAAAGCAAUCAGCAGAAACUCCUUGACGGCGACAACAAAGAAUCAGGCAGCACCGAGAUUUCAUCUGGUGGUGGGUUUGCUCUUGUUUGCAGAGAUGUUGCCAUGGUUCUUUCUUGCUGCUACUGCUGUUUCUGUUGUGGAGCUUGCAUUGAUGAUGAAGAGAUUUGAUGCAAGAUCCUGGUGGAGGAGGAUGUGAAAAGAUAGAUAUUAGCCUUAGUUAAACACCAGUGUCUCAAUUAGAAAAAUAUAGUUUUAUAUUAACUUUCUGUUGUAAAACACUUAGUGGACUUUAUCUGACCGGCCCGUCUAUUAGCUCUAUAGUUACGGCCCAUUGUACUAAGGCCCAUUCGGCCAUGUCCUUAGUUAUGUCGGUUUGUACUUAGUCUCUUAUGGGACUCUAUAUAUAUGUUGUAACCUCAAUUCAUUCAAUAAUAAGACAAGAGAUUUCGUUCC